AUGCCUGACUCUCAACAGGCUGUUUUCGAUCUUUUUGCUACGGAAUUCACUUUUCAAGAGACACACGAGACUGCAGAGAAAUUCGCCGCCGGCUUGCUUGCUGCUGGUUUGAAGCCAGGUGAUCGAGUGGCAGUUUGGGGACCGAAUCAGCCAGAAUGGUUCAUAAUGAAGUGGGCCACUGCUAAGCUUGGCAUGCCGUUAGUUAGUCUGAACCCUCUCUACACUCAACCAGAGCUUGAGUAUGCGAUGAACAAGGUCAACGCGAAAGCACUCGUCUGUCCAAAAGAGCUUGGACCUCUCAAUUAUCACGGAGCUCUAAAAUCAUUGAUUCCUGAUCUUGAAAGCCAGGACAAAUUCAGCAUCAAAUCAAAGGCAAUGCCUGACUUGAAAACGAUCGUCUUUUACUCUUGCUACGAAGAAGUCGGUGGCGCGAUAAGAUGGGACGAGCUCGAAGAAAUGGGAUCAGACAAAAACCUGACGGAAGUUCGAAGCGUAAAAGUCGACCCCUACAGUAACUCGAACAUCCAAUUCACUUCCGGAACAACUGGUCGGCCUAAGGCGGCUGGGUUAAGCCACUAUGGGCUUGUGAACAAUGCGAUUGGAGUUCAUGACCAUGUGAACAAAAAUGGCCAAGUUUCAGUCCCAGGCGAAACGAAGAUACUAAAUAUUCUGCCAUUAUAUCACGUGUUCUCUUAUCUUGGAGGGUCAAUGCAAGGAUGUUACUCUUUGCAGGCAAAUGUCUUUCCGACUCCGGGAUUCAAUGCGGAUGCAGCCCUCAAUUGUCUCGCUGACUAUCAAUGCAAUGUUGUUCUCGGCACUCCUACAAUGUUUGUCGACAUGAUCAACUCACCUUUGGCCAAGGAGCUUGAUUUAAGAAUUGGGAUUUGA
Oikopleura dioica is the source of this 888-nucleotide messenger RNA. The record is from the annotation of a GenBank genome assembly. NCBI's taxonomy places the organism in Eukaryota, Metazoa, Chordata, Appendicularia, Copelata, Oikopleuridae.